GGCGCGGCCUGCGGCUCUGCUCCGUCCCGGUCAUGGAGGCGCCCGCCGCCCGCCUGCUCUUGCUCCUGCUGCUCGGGGCCUGGAUCCCGGCCCCGGGCCGCGCCUCCCCGGAGGCCCCGCCGCUGGUCAACGAGGACGUGAAGCGCACGGUGGACCUGAGCAGCCACCUGGCCAAGGUGACGGCCGAGGUGGUCCUGGCGCACCCGGGCGGCGGGUCCACGUCCCGCGCCUCCUCCUUCCUCCUGGCCCUGGAGCCGGAGCUCGAGGCGCGGCUGGCGCACCUGGGCGUGCAGGUUAAGGGAGAAGAUGAGGAAGAGAACAACCUGGAAGUAAAAGAAACCAAAAUUAAGGGGAAAAGUGGGAGAUUCUUCACAGUCAAGCUUCCAGUUGCCCUUGAUCCUGGGGCCAAGAUUUCAGUCAUUGUGGAAACAGUCUAUACCCAUGUGCUUCAGCCAUAUCCAACCCAGAUCACCCAGUCAGAGAAACAGUUUGUGGUGUUUGAAGGGAACCAUUAUUUCUACUCUCCCUAUCCAACAAAGACACAAACAAUGCGUGUGAAGCUUGCCUCUCGAAAUGUAGAGAGCUACACCAAGUUGGGGAACCCUACGCGCUCUGAGGACCUCCUGGAUUAUGGACCUUUCCGAGAUGUCCCUGCCUAUAGUCAGGAUGCUUUUAAAGUACAUUAUGAGAACAACAGCCCUUUCCUGACCAUCACCAGCAUGACCCGUGUCAUCGAGGUCUCUCACUGGGGCAAUAUUGCUGUAGAAGAAAAUGUGGACCUGAAGCACACGGGGGCUGUGCUCAAGGGUCCUUUCUCACGCUAUGAUUACCAGAGACAACCAGAUAGCGGGAUAUCCUCCAUCCGUUCCUUCAAGACCAUCCUCCCUGCUGCUGCCCAGGAUGUUUAUUACCGUGAUGAGAUUGGCAACGUUUCCACCAGCCACCUCCUUAUUUUGGAUGACUCCGUAGAGAUGGAAAUCCGGCCUCGCUUCCCUCUUUUUGGGGGGUGGAAGACCCAUUACAUCGUUGGCUACAACCUCCCAAGCUAUGAGUACCUCUAUAAUUUGGGUGACCAGUAUGCACUGAAGAUGAGGUUUGUGGACCACGUGUUUGAUGAACAAGUGAUUGAUUCUCUGACAAUGAAGAUCAUCUUGCCUGAAGGGGCCAAGAACAUCCAGGUUCACAGUCCCUAUGAAAUCACCCGCGCCUCAGAUGAGCUGCACUACACCUACCUGGACACGUUUGGCCGCCCUGUGAUUGUUGCCUACAAGAAAAAUCUGGUAGAACAGCACAUUCAGGACAUUGUGGUCCACUACACGUUCAACAAGGUGCUCAUGCUGCAGGAGCCCCUGCUGGUGGUGGCUGCUUUCUACAUCCUGUUCUUCACCGUCAUCAUCUAUGUCAGGCUUGACUUCUCCAUCACAAAGGAUCCAGCUGCAGAGGCCAGGAUGAAGGUGGCCUGCAUCACGGAGCAGGUGCUGACCCUGGUCAACAAGAGAAUAGGUCUCUACCGGCACUUCGAUGAAACUGUCAAUAGGUACAAGCAGUCCCGUGAUGUGUCCACCCUCAACAGUGGCAAGAAGAGCCUGGAGACGGAGCACAAGACCUUGACCAGUGAGAUUGCCCUGCUGCAGACCAGGCUGAAGACGGAGGGCUCUGACCUGUGCGACAAAGUGAGCGAAAUGCAGAAGCUGGACGCGCAUGUCAAGGAGCUGGUGCUGAAGUCAGCAGUAGAAGCGGAGCGGCUGGUGGCUGGCAAGCUCAAGAAGGACGCCUACAUUGAGAGUGAGAAGCUCAUCUCAGGAAAGCGCCAGGAGUUUGUUAGUAAGAUCGACCACAUCCUGGAUGCUCUGUAGCUGCAACUUGCUGUCCUCAGGGUGCUGCGCUUUCAGUUGAUGUGGCGAGGGGCGGAUGCGCAUGGAGGCAGCAAGUGCUGGCAUUUGUAUUUUACAAAAGGCUUUCAAGAAUGAGAACCAGGCUAUGCCUCGGAACACAAGAAACUUAGGGUUUUUUUUUUUUUUGUCCCCAAAGUGCUCUUUUUUUAAAAAAAAUUAUAAAAAUCUUAAUUCCAUUUAAAACAGAUCUUUGCAUUUUUGAACAAAAGAAAUUUUCAAUAACUGAUUGGUUUUGUUUUGAAGUCUUAGGAUAUCCAUUUAGCCCAGAUGACCUGUGUUUAUACUCUAGUCUGAUGUUUGGGUAUUUUGUGAGUGAGUGUGUUUUACAAGUGUGUGUAAUCAAAAGAAAAUAAAAUGGACUGAAAAUUUGCUCUGUUCUGUU
Messenger RNA from Talpa occidentalis (Iberian mole), 2277 nucleotides. RefSeq names its product ribophorin I (gene RPN1). Bases 33 to 1856 code for a protein of 607 amino acids. NCBI's taxonomy places the organism in Eukaryota, Metazoa, Chordata, Mammalia, Eulipotyphla, Talpidae. The record is from RefSeq and is a predicted model, not a curated record. The transcript has 10 exons. Gene Ontology annotation, cellular component: membrane; oligosaccharyltransferase complex.